AUGUCCUUCGCCGCUCAGGUUGUCAGCAGCCUUACGGGCUCGAGCCCGACAGUGUAUGACCUCGUCGUGGUAGGUAGCGGGUUCGCCGGGUCUAUGACCACAUUGAACUUCUUGGAAGAAUGCAAGAAGCUCGGCAAGGAUGGCAAGGUCACCCUGAUUGAGGCUGGUAAGGGUGGCGAGCGAUGUGGUGCUAGCAGAUGGACCAUGGCAUACCUGCGGUUGGACAAGGACAACCAGUUCGAUUCGGAUUGGAAGCACGAGAUGGCACGCGUCAGCCAAGGCCUCGCCGACCAAGAAUAUUAUCUCAAGAUGGAAAAUGAGGUGCCUACCACGGUCCAAUACUUGAUCGACCACGGCGUGAAGUUCAACCACCACGAUGAGGAGAAUGUUUUCCUGGAGUUCAACACAAAUCAACACUUUGUAUUCCCUGAAGGAGGCGGCCAUGCUAUCAUCAAUGCUCUCUUCGAACGUAUCCUCAAGUUCGAUAACGUCAACGUUAUGUGGAGACUCAGGCUGAGCAACUGCUCACAGAAGAUGACGGCUCCGUUUGUGGAGUCAAGGCUGGGAAAAUACCUCGGCCCAAGAACCGAGCACCUUGAACUGAUCGCUCCCGGCCUCAAGUACAAUACUGGAUUUGGACUCAAGAUGGGUCUGGAGGUUGGUGCCGCAACAGCAGGCUCGAUGAGUGGCAUGCAUUGCGAAUUAGUCGAUACACGUGCAACGAAGCCUGAUGCAGUCAUCUGGGGACACGGUUACGGCAUCGUAGUGAACGAGCACUGUAAGCGAUUCUAUGAUGAAGGACAACGCCCCCUCUUCGCCACAUUCGAGAUGAUCGCGCUCCAUACCUGGAGAGACCAAAACCAAAAGGCCUACUUCGUCACAGAUAAGGUCAUCAUGGAUCGGUUCCGUCCUGGUUGGGUUUACGACACCACGGAUAAAGACCCUGAAGGGAGUGACACGAUUGAAGGACUCGCGGAGAAACUUGGACUUGACCCUAAGGAGUUAAAGAAGACCGUGGACGACUAUAAUGCAGCGUCAGUUUCCCUCACCUUGUUCCGAGCCUCAGGCGAAUCCCACAGUAGCUGA
Molecule: messenger RNA, 1086 nt
Organism: Exophiala aquamarina CBS 119918
Lineage: Eukaryota; Fungi; Ascomycota; Eurotiomycetes; Chaetothyriales; Herpotrichiellaceae
Exons: 2
Coding region: 1-1086 (361 amino acids)
Cellular component (GO): plasma membrane
Source: RefSeq, a predicted model, not a curated record